UUGUCAUCAGAAGGAUUAAUGUCUGCAUUAGCAUUUCCGCAAUAAAAUCAGAAGCUAAGUGGUGGAGGCCACAGACACCUCAAACCUGGAUUCUACGGCUCAGCAUUAAGUGCUGGAGUUUUUAUUACUUGCAGUAGGGAAGCCUUUGCCAAUGCUUACAAGGAACUGCUUAUCCCUUCUUCUUUGGGUCCUGUUUGAUGGAGGUCUCCUAACACCACUGCAGCCACAACCACAGCAGACUUUAGAAGCCGAGCCAAGAGAAAAUGUUGUCACAAUGCCAGGGAGGAGGUCAUCCGCCCAGCGGGUCAAACGAGGCUGGGUAUGGAAUCAAUUUUUUGUGCUGGAGGAAUACAUGGGCUCCGAACCUCAGUAUGUGGGAAAGCUUCAUUCUGACUUGGAUAAGGGAGUGGGCACUGUAAAAUACACCCUCUCAGGAGAUGGAGCUGGCACAGUUUUUACUAUUGAUGAGACCACAGGGGAUAUACAUGCCAUAAGGAGCCUUGAUCGAGAAGAAAAGCCUUUCUACACACUCCGUGCUCAGGCUGUGGAUAUAGAUACCAAGAAACCACUGGAGCCUGAAUCAGAGUUCAUCAUCAAAGUGCAGGACAUUAAUGAUAAUGAGCCAAAGUUUCUGGAUGGACCCUAUGUUGCCAGUGUCCCAGAAAUGUCUCCAGUGGGUGCUUAUGUGCUUCAAGUCAAAGCUACAGAUGCUGAUGAUCCCACGUAUGGAAACAGUGCCAGAGUGGUUUACAGCAUACUUCAGGGGCAACCAUAUUUCUCCAUUGAUCCUAAGACAGGUGUAAUAAGAACAGCUUUGCCAAACAUGGAUCGGGAGGUUAAAGAACAGUAUCAAGUUCUGAUCCAAGCCAAGGACAUGGGAGGACAGCUGGGAGGACUAGCUGGCACUACCACUGUAAACAUCACUCUCAUGGAUGUAAAUGACAACCCGCCCCGGUUUCCGAAGAGUAUAUUCCAUUUGAAAGUUCCUGAGUCCUCACCUGUUGGUUCAGCUAUUGGGAGAAUCAGAGCUGUGGAUCCUGACUUUGGGGAAAAUGCUGAAAUUGAAUACAACAUUGUUCCAGGAGAUGGAGGAAACUUGUUUGACAUCACCACGGAUGAGAACACACAGGAAGGGGUUAUCAAAUUGAAAAAGCCAUUGGACUUUGAAACAAAAAAGGCAUACACCUUUAAAGUAGAGGCCUCCAAUCUCCAUCUUGACCAUCGAUUUCAUUCUGUGGGUCCAUUCAAAGAUACUGCUACCGUGAAGAUCAAUGUGUUGGAUGUGGAUGAACCUCCCAUUUUCAGCAAACCUAUGUACACCAUGGAGGUUUAUGAGGAUACACCUGUUGGGACUAUUAUAGGUGCUGUAACUGCACAGGACCUUGAUGUGGGCAGCAGUUCUGUUAAGUACUUCAUAGAUUGGAAGAGUGAUGUGGACAGCUACUUUACAAUAGAUGCAACUGAAGGAACCAUUGCAACUAAUGAAUUAUUGGACAGAGAAAGCACCGCCCAGUAUAAUUUCUCUAUAAUUGCAAGUAAAGUUAGUAAUCCGCUAUUAGCCAGCAAGGUCAACGUUAUAAUAAAUGUCUUGGAUGUCAACGAAUUUCCUCCAGAAAUUUCAGUGCCAUAUGAAACAUCUGUAUGUGAAAAUGCAAAACCAGGACAGGUAAUUCAAACUGUCAGUGCUGCAGACAAAGAUUUGUCACCGGCUGGGCAAAGAUUUUCAUUUAGACUGUCACCAGAGGCUUCCACCAAACCAAAUUUCACAGUCCAUGACUACAGAAACAACACAGCUGGAAUUGAAACCAGGAGAAGUGGUUACAGCCGUAGGCAGCAGGAGUUGUAUUUCCUCCCAGUUGUGAUAGAAGACAGUAGCUAUCCUGUACAGAGCAGCACAAACACAAUGACUAUCCGGGUUUGCAGAUGUGAUUCUGAUGGUACCAUUCUAUCCUGCAAUGUUGAAGCAAUCUUCCUACCAGUAGGCCUCAGCACUGGGGCUUUGAUUGCAAUCUUGCUAUGUAUUGUUAUACUCCUAGUCAUUGUUGUGCUAUAUGUAGCAUUGAGAAGGCAAAAGAAAAAAGACACCCUGAUGACCUCUAAAGAAGACAUCAGAGACAAUGUCAUCCAUUAUGAUGAUGAAGGAGGUGGAGAAGAGGACACCCAGGCUUUUGACAUUGGUGCAUUGAGGAAUCCAAAAGUGAUUGAAGAUAAUAAAAUACGCAGGGAUAUAAAACCAGAUACUCUCUGUUUCCCACGUCAAAGACCACCAGUGGAAGAUAACAGAGACAUAAGAGAUUUCAUAAAUCAAAGGCUGCAGGAAAAUGAUGUAGAUCCCACUGCACCCCCUUAUGACUCACUGGCAACCUAUGCCUAUGAAGGAAAUGGAUCUGUAGCAGAGUCUCUCAGUUCUAUAGAUUCACUUACGACAGAGGCAGACCAGGAUUAUGACUACUUGGGUGACUGGGGACCACGGUUUAAAGUCUUGGCAGAGAUGUUUGGAGAAGAAGAAAGUUAUAAUCCUGAUAAAGUCACUUAGGGGGAAAAACACAAAACAAAACAAAAGUAAAAGAAAAGCAAAUGAACCAGAAAUUAAAAACAAAACCCAAGCUUUAUAGAACAAAAAAUGUAUGAUUAUAAAAGACAGCAACUGUUUUCAGCAAGUUACUAUAUCAUACUGUCAGUUUUGGUUUGCUCUGCAAAGA
This is a messenger RNA of Alligator sinensis (Chinese alligator), 2702 nucleotides long. RefSeq names its product cadherin 12 (gene CDH12). Gene Ontology annotation, biological process: cell-cell junction assembly; calcium-dependent cell-cell adhesion; cell morphogenesis. Lineage: Eukaryota; Metazoa; Chordata; Crocodylia; Alligatoridae. The coding region runs from base 152 to 2536 and encodes 794 amino acids. Gene Ontology annotation, cellular component: plasma membrane; catenin complex; adherens junction. Gene Ontology annotation, molecular function: cadherin binding; calcium ion binding. The transcript has 11 exons. The record is from RefSeq and is a predicted model, not a curated record.